Aspergillus luchuensis is the source of this 924-nucleotide messenger RNA. RefSeq names its product monooxygenase fmaE (gene fmaE). The transcript has a single exon. The coding region runs from base 1 to 924 and encodes 307 amino acids. NCBI's taxonomy places the organism in Eukaryota, Fungi, Ascomycota, Eurotiomycetes, Eurotiales, Aspergillaceae. The record is from RefSeq and is a predicted model, not a curated record.
AUGACCACCUUCAAACCCCUCCUCCCACCCCGGGCUGUCCCACGCGACCGUGGCGAUGGUCCGACUCCCCUGCCCGACUCCACGAGCUCUUUGUCGCCCAUGGUUCGCGACAACCUUACCCUCUCCUCGUGGCUCCUCCUGGGUGGCCUCAUACAAGGCUGUGCAUUUCUACUGCUGGGUUCCCUGUCCCUGCUUCCGACCGCGGCAAUCCUCCUCUACAGAACCAUCGACCAUCUGCUGAUGGCUUGUCACAUAACACCCAACCGGUACCUGGCGGGAUCCAUCCCUAUCAAGCGCAGUGCUCAGUAUCCCCGGCCUGAUGGCACCUUUGGCAGUGAACCGGCGGGCGAGUCUAUCGUGGUCUUCCAUUUGGGUGCACGCAACCACCAUCCUCUCGGGAUGUUCGCUCCAGGCAUGAAGGAAUUGGGCGACAGCGCCGAAAAGAUGCAACGGGACAUGCGCGCCAACCCUGUCAAGUACGGUCUGUUGGGCUCCUCGCAAUGGCUGAAGUGCGACAGUGCAGCGGGCAAUGAGUUCAUGACCGUCUUCUACCUCCGCGACUACGCUGCUCUCCAUCAGUUCGCGCAUGAUGAGAUCCACAUGGAAGGGGUGCGCUGGUGGGCUCGCAUCGCCAAGGACCAUCCGCAUCUGGCCCUUUACCAUGAAACCUACCUGGUGCCCCGCGGAAACUGGGAGAAUAUUUACAUUAAUGGGUGGCCGACGGGUCUGGCCGAUACCUGGUUUCCCGUGCAGACUCAGGCCGACAAGGAGAAGAAUACCGGAGUGGUUGAGCAAUGGGUGCGACCGUUGGUUGAUGCGCGUGACGGUGUCUUACGGUCGGCCAGUAAGCGGCUGCAGUUGACACGCCUGGAGGCUCGUGAGAAGGAGCACGAUGAUAUGUAUAACCAACCUGAGGGCCUGUGA